Messenger RNA from Hevea brasiliensis (rubber tree), 1947 nucleotides. Its product is annotated as protein NRT1/ PTR FAMILY 3.1-like. The record is from RefSeq and is a predicted model, not a curated record. The transcript is spliced from 4 exons. Gene Ontology annotation, cellular component: plasma membrane. The coding region runs from base 69 to 1874 and encodes 601 amino acids. Gene Ontology annotation, biological process: transmembrane transport. Gene Ontology annotation, molecular function: transmembrane transporter activity. NCBI's taxonomy places the organism in Eukaryota, Viridiplantae, Streptophyta, Magnoliopsida, Malpighiales, Euphorbiaceae.
CAUAUGCUACUGCCUAUUGUUAUUACAACGCCAACUGAUACUUGAAUGUCCACUUCUGAUCUAAGGCCAUGGAACCAAAAGUAGACUUCCGGGACAGUAACAAAGCUGAAGGUGAGACGAAGGACAUAGAGAAGAUAGAGAAUGAAAAGAAAAAGAAGCUUGGAGGCAUUAAAACACUGCCAUUCAUACUUGCAACCGAAGUAUGUGAUAGAUUCGCCACUGUUGGUUUUCACGCCAACAUGAUAACGUACCUAACAAAGCAGCUUAACAUGCCGUUAGUGAAGGCAUCCAACACCAUCACCAAUCUCGACGGAACUGCUAGCUUGACACCGUUGAUCGGUGCUUUGAUUGCCGACUCUUUCGCUGGACGAUUUUGGACCAUUGCUGUUGGCUCUCUUAUCUAUGAAUUGGGAUUGAUUACCAUUACAACAACAGCCCUAAUCAAAUCCCUCCACCCUCCACCAUGUCCAACUCUAGUGAACUGCCAAGAAGCUUCAACCUUCCAAGUGGGAAUCCUCUACUUGUCUCUCCUCUUAAUAUCUCUUGGCCUGGGUGGCAUCAGGCCUUGUGUUGUUACCUUCGCAGCAGACCAAUUGGAGAUGGACAAAUCAAGCAUUGCAUCUCGAACCUGGAAUUUUUUCAAUUGGUACUAUUUUAGCAUGGGAAUAGCUAGACUUGCCGCGUUAAGCAUUGUUGUUUAUGUUCAAGACAAUGUGGGCUGGGGCUGGGGCCUUGGAAUCCCAACAAUUGCCUUGGCUUUAUCGUUUGUAGCAUUUGUUAGUGGCUCUCCACUGUAUAGGAAAAUGCAAGCAGGAGGAAGCCCAAUUGUCAGACUGAGUCAGGUGAUAGUUUCAGCUGUAAGAAAGAGAAAAGCCCAAGUGCCAGAAGACUCGAGCCUCUUGUACCAGAAUGAACAACUUGAUGCUGUUAUUUCUGUGCAUGGAAAGCUUUUGCACACCAAUCAGUUCAAAUGGAUUGACAAGGCUGCAGUAGUAGAAGAAGGCAAGGCAACAGAUUCAAAUCCACCAAAUCUUUGGAAGUUGGCCACAGUUCAUAGAGUUGAGGAGCUUAAGUCAUUUAUCAGAUUUUUACCCAUUUGGGCAGCAGGAAUAUUAUUUGUUACUGCUAAUUCCCAUAAUAGCAGUUUCGUUAUACAACAAGCACGCACUAUGGAUUGUCACCUAUCUCCAACCUUCCAAAUACCACCAGCUAGUUUAUCUAUCUUUAGCAACUUAACCCUCGUCACAGGCCUCAUUUUGUAUGAACGCAUGCUCGUCCCCUUUGCUCGGAGAUUCACUAGAAACCCCUCCGGUAUCUCUUGCCUACAAAGAAUGGGCAUCGGCCUCAUGGUUAACAUUUUUCAAACCAUUAUUUCAGCAUUGACAGAGAUGAAGAGAAAAAGGGUAGCAGCUAAGUAUAAUCUGUUGGAUGAUCCUAAAGCUAUAAUACCCAUUAGUGUUUUUUGGUUGGUUCCUCAAUUUUUCCUUCACGGAAUAGCAGAAGUGUUCACGACGGUUGGACAGACAGAAUUUCUUUACGAUCAAUCACCUGAAAGCAUGAGAAGCAUUGGUAUUGGGCUUUAUUGGAUGGCAAAUUCUCUAGGAAAUUAUUUAGGUACACUUCUGGUAUCACUAGUUCAUAAGUAUAGUUCUAACCAGACAAACAACUGGUUGCCUGAUAGAAACCUAAAUAGGGGGAAAUUGGACUAUUACUAUUGGCUUGUCACUUGUAUUCAAGUUCUUAAUAUUCUUUAUUAUGUAAUUUGUUCUUGGUUCUAUACUAGCAAACGCUUGGAAGAGGCCAAGGAAGAAGAUACUCAAGUAGCUAAAGAAGAUAUCAAGAAUGGAGAGGUACAGCUUGCUGCUAUAAGUUAGUUUAUAACUCUUGUUGUAAUUAAUUUGAUUUGGAAUGUGUUAGAUCCAGACGCUCUUGAUGUUGUUGGCAUUA